Molecule: messenger RNA, 5373 nt
Organism: Scatophagus argus
Lineage: Eukaryota; Metazoa; Chordata; Actinopteri; Scatophagidae
Product: 7SK snRNA methylphosphate capping enzyme-like
Exons: 6
Coding region: 799-2988 (729 amino acids)
Biological process (GO): snRNA modification
Molecular function (GO): RNA methyltransferase activity; snRNA binding; O-methyltransferase activity
Source: RefSeq, a predicted model, not a curated record
AUUAAAAAGAAAGAGGCUCUCCAAAUACAGAUCUGACUGGCAAAUGGAGCAUGACAGGAUCAGUCCUGUUUGUGGUGACAAGUGAGGUUGAACCGUAUAGUUUGCCACAGAGAAUUUCUGUCAUUCAUGGUUGACUGUUUGACCAGAAGCAACAAUCUGCAGGGAACCAACAUGUCCAACCAGCACAAGGUCAGGGGACACUGAGUGGAGUCAAAGGAAACAAAGUGGACACCCCAGAGACUUCCCCAGAGGGAGAUAUGAUGGAGUCCUCCUCCCAGUCAGAGAUCUCCGCCCCAGUCAUCUUGGGCUGCAGCUCUGAAGCCCGGAUGCUCCGCCAUGCCGACUCUAUCAGAGAACGGAAUAAUUUAUUCACCAACCUGCCUGACGCUGGGCGACUAGGAGUUCACUGAAGAAGUCAGCGAGACUGUUUGGAUGGGAGAGAAGCCUUUAUCGUGGAAAGACUAUCACGGAACAUCUGCGCUGUGGUUGCUUGCGUGUUUGUGCUGCUUGCCACCGUUGUGUUGAUGUAGGGACACUUGUGUGCUAGCUACGCUAACGUUAGCUCGAGUAGAGAGAGUACGCGUUAGUGACAGUCCGGCCGGAGGCGGGGAGAACUGUGAGGUGAGACUGUUAGUUUGAUGGUGACUACACUGUUGACUGUACGCGAAUAGGUGGCCAUCUGGUAGAUAGUAUCACUUUCAUAAAUGUGACUCAUGCUUUUGGGAGGGGGUCCAGGCGGCAGCAUUUCGAGAUCCAGAAGAAUUUCCAUGUCUGCAUCAGUUCUGGAAACCAAACAAGAUGUCUGCUGAUGAGGAUAGUAUAAAAACUGGCAGUCCACAGGCCAGCUCAACAUCAUCUCUGCAGCUUUCAGAAUGCAGUGGAGGUUACAGCACUAUAUCUGUGAUGGUGGACGGUACGGCUGCCACCCCCGAGUUUGCAGCUGCUUGUCCUGUCCCGGGUACAGCAGCCUCACCAAAACACACCAGCACAAUUGACACUCUGACAAACUCAGAUGACAGCGGACAGAGAGCCAGAGGGAAUGAGAAUACCAUUGGUCGCAGGAACAGCUUCCAUCAUUCCAAACAACAGCAACAGACAAAACUAACAAAGCGCCGCAACACAGCAAACUCUAGUUUCAAGCAUCCGGCAUCUGGCAAGAGGAGACGAAGGGCCAACUCUGAGAGUGACUCCGUCCUGCCUACAAAUUUCCUCUUAGGUGGGAACAUUUUUGACCCACUGAAUCUCAACAGCCUGCUGGAUGAGGAUGUCAACAGGGCACUGAAUGCAGAGACACCCAAAUCCUCCCCGUUACCUGCAAAGAGUCGAGAUCCUGUCGAGAUCCUCAUCCCCAGAGACAUCACAGAUCCACUGAACCUGAACAGUGGGAUAGCAGACAGCAGCUUUUUGGUGUCCCCCUUCAAGAGUGGUGGCAGGAGGAGACACCGUAACAGACACCAUGGAGGAGGAGGAUGUGGAGGUGGGGUUGGUGGUGUAAGUGGGAUCUCAGCUGCACAGAGCAACCUCUCAGAUUCAGCAAAAAAUGAGGUAAAAACAAGCACCUCCGCACUGGUUCCAGGUAUGUUAGCUUCAUGUUCUGUGCUGGAUGUCUCCAAAGAGUCCAACAGUUUCUCCAGUGUCACAGGGGAUUCCCAUGUGCACUCAGCUGACAACUCAGCCAGCUGCAAGGAGGAGAUGGCAUCUGUAACUAUGGAGGAUUCCACCUCCACUGUAUCAGGGGGACCAAACCAGCACACAAGCAGACGCAAGCGUCGGCGCAACUCUGGCAAAAUGGAUCCCCCUGUGACUCAUUCUACACCACUUGGAAAGUCAGGAUCUGGAGACAGAAGUUGUGGUGCAGGGGGUCAGAGGAACUCUCAGUUGUUCCAGACACCAAGGAGUGGGCCCAAAACAGGUCCAGGAGGUCGCCAACACCAGCAGCCCCACAACCAGGCAAAGGAGCAACAGAAGAAGAAGUUCCAGUAUGGGAACUAUAACAAGUAUUAUGGCUACCGCAACCCAAGCAAUAGUGAAGACCCACGGAUACGUCUGCUUCGUCCGGAAUGGUUUGAAGGUAAAGAUGUUCUGGAUUUGGGAUGCAACUCAGGCCACCUAACACUCUACAUUGCCAAAAUGCUAAGGCCUGCCCGCAUAUUGGGCCUGGACAUCGACAGUGGAUUGGUACAUGCAGCCCGUAAGAACAUCAGACAUUAUCUGUCUGAACUGCAGACCCAAGAGGCCAGACGUGCAAUGCAGAGCACUAAACAAGAGGAGAGGAAUGGAAAUGAAAGUCACACAGGCGCAGACAAAAAGCACAAUGAAGCUGAGAGCAGGGAUGAAAAUGGGAAACCAGUGAAAGGAGAAAGUGGCCCUGCAGAGACUGUAAAUGACAAUGACUCCUGUCACACAGAUGAGACAGGGACCCAGAGGCAGGACAGCAGAACUGAGGAAAUGGAGCAGGGAGAUUGUGAUUUGCCCCCCGCAGAUCACUCUGUGAGCUGCUCUUUUCCUGUGUCCUUACGGAUCUCCAGGGGGCCCAUUGCUGCUCCUCCACUAACAGAAACAUCCACGACACGGCCCGGGGAGUUCCCCUCAAAUGUGUCCUUCAUCAAGGCCAAUUAUGUACUGGAGAACGAUAAUCUUCUCUCAACUCAGCGGCCAGAAUACGACGUUAUCAUGUGCCUGAGUGUCACCAAAUGGGUUCACCUGAACUGGGGAGACAAUGGCCUCAAGCGGCUCUUCAAGAGAGUCUACAGACAUCUCCGUCCUGGGGGCAUGUUUAUCCUGGAGCCACAGCCCUGGGAGUCCUACGUGAGGAGGAGGAAGUUGACGGAUUGUAUUAGCAGGAAUUACCACAGUAUCCGCCUCAAACCUGACCAGUUUUCAUCAUACCUUACAACGGAGGUGGGCUUCAGCAGUUUUGAGUACCUUGGGGCCCCCAAGUGUUCAGUAAGAGGUUUUCAGAGGCCAAUCUACUUAUUUCACAAAUGACCGCUCCUGCCUUGAAGAUCUUUGAAUGUGAGUAGCCUACACCACCACCAUACAUACAAGUCAGCCAGCUGCUCCGGACUGUGAGGAAUCCUCUGAAUCCAUAACAGUUACUCCCGCUAUUAAGCAGGGCUGAUGAUGACAUUCAGAAAGGAGAAUGGGACCAAAAGUGGAAUUCAUCUCGUGAAGAUGAUCUGUGGAGAAGAGGCACCUAUCAGAAUCUUCUGGGACUUCAAAUUCUUAAAAGUAUGGAGUGAACUCAGAUAGGACUCCCCACAUCCCAGUUUGGCCAGACUGUGGAAGAGGUGCUCAUCUCAUCAUUUCCUUGGAAUGUCUUAGCGCUGAUGAUGCCUCAGUUUGAUGCAUGGCCAUAACGUGUUUUAGUAUCUUGGGCCAUAUUGCUCUUCUUUUGCAACUUUAUUCUGUGCCACCACAUCACCAUACAUUUGUUAUAUAUGUUAGGGUUGGGUGAUAGGACAGAGACCGAUGGUGUAGCUCCGUGUGACCAACUGUAUGUUGUGAAGCUGCAGGAUACCACUGCAUUAGAAAGCCAUUAUCAGUUCAUACUGACAUGAGGUCUCCUGACAGGCCUCACUGGAGUGCAGGUAGUGUGUGUUAUGCUGUUUAAGAUAUCAGAUGAAUGAUGAAAUGUUGCUGGCUUCGUUUCCAACUACUGAUGGCACUGAAAUUAUGCUCUUAGUGGUUCAGUAGCUGCAUCAGGUUGAAGCCUUGAAUCCUGUUGCGAGAGACAUAUAAAUGCAUAUAUUGUGGUGAAUUUAAAACAGCCAAAUAAAUUCCAUCAGCCCUAGAUUCAGUAUGAUGAUGUAUUUGUCCUAUCUCCCAGCCUUAAGUUGUUUCGUCAUUAUUUUGCAAAAUAGGCCUAAGAGCUGAAUGAACUUUAAUGUGUUAGAAAAUGUAAGAGUUUAAAUUUUGAAAUGGGUCUAGAUGAAAAUCUCCUAAAAUGCACAACCCUUAUGAGGAGAUGCAUUGAAAACAGCCAAAUCAACAAACUAACUAGUGAAAUAGUGAUAGCUUACCCAGUGCACUGCCAAGUUUUUUUGUUUGUUUGUUUUUUGACGGUAUUGUUUCUGUUGUAGUCCUCGAAUAUUAGACUCUGUAAUUAUAACAUGGAGACAGUAUUUAGUUUUAGCAGGUGUACGACCACUGGGAAGAGAAAGAAGUUAAAAAAUGAGAUGUCUACAUUUUCAAGAAAGGAGAUUUGGCUGUUCUGAAUGUAAACUUUCUGCCUUCAGGUCUUUGUUUUUUACAUGAAAGUAUGAAUCAUUUAGGAAACUACAAAUUACUUUAUGGGUCUUUUUGGUGCUCCAUCCAAAUGUUAGGAUGCACAUUUGAGCUGUGGUGACACCCAUGUGUCGGCUCAGCUCAAAGUAAUUCAGCACAAGGACUAUUUUGCAAGGUAGACCUGUAGCAUGGCAUGUUUUGUUUUUUUUAUUUCUUUCUCUAAUGACCGUUAAGCCAUAGCCCUCCUUUAUCUGUUGUUUACAAUGUCACUCAUGAGGUGCUUGACUGAGUGUAAAUGGACUCAGAAGCCUGUUAUUACAGAGUUACUACAGCUUCUUCAGUGCUGUAUGAACACACACACACACGCACACACAUUCUUUUGUGUGCUCGGUUUAUCUCUACUGGACCGGCAUCAAUUCAAACAGCAUCAGAUUCACCUGUAAUACUUCUCUAACUCCUGAGUUAGACUCAAAUUCUAUAAAGCUUAACAAAAAAAUUGUACAAAAUGGGUUGUUUCUAAAAGUACCGAAAUUGUUUGACUUUAUACCGUUAAUAUGCUGUUUGUAUUGACGUGCUGCCAAAAUAUUUUAUGGGUCUUUUUCUCUUGAAUUUGACAAAAUAUGCCAUCAUCAUCUUGGUCUUUGGCCUAAUGAGGACACUUAUGAGUUGCAGGUAGUCAGUGUUUGUGAGUGUAUGUUCAGUGGUGUGCGCUGUAUGCCGCUCUUCUACAAACUUUCAUGUUAAGUGGCUGGGACGGAAAAUCUUUUUUUUUUUUCCUUCUUCUUUCUUUUGAGACUGCUUCAGCAUAUGGGAUACAAGGAUGGGAGAUGACAGAUGAUACACAUUUCUGUGUUAAUAAGUAAUUGAUGUAAAUAAGUUUGCAAAUUUUGUUUUACUGGUGUCAAUAUUAACGGCUCGUGUCAUUUUCCAGUGGAAUUUUUUUUUUCUUCUUUUGUCCUCUUUUAAAAUGUUUGCUGCCAAGUUCUGAGUGCGUCACAGGUCAGAAUUUUUGUUGCUAAAUCAGCUCUGUAACAACAAAUUAAUAUGUACAUUACAAAGUUCUGAUGUGUUUGCAUUGUUCUGUCCUGGCAGGCACACGGAUUGUUAGAUUGGCAUCUUUAUUUUUUUAUAAACUGUUUGAAAGGA